GAAAAGAAUCUAUCGUCGAUCACUCGUUGGUAAUAGAUGGUAAGUAUGUCAUAACUUGCGCAAGCGCUUAUAACGAAACAAGUAGCAGUGAGUUGCUACCGAGGAACUUCAACUUCAAUAGUGCGAAGCGUUUCCUUGCGCGAUCAUGACGACUUGCACCAAGAAAAGCAACGUAAAGAGCAAUUAUAAGGCUGACGUUAAUUACAGUCUUCAAGUAAAUCGUUGGCUUUUAAAACCAAUUGGUAUUUGGCCGUAUCCAACGACAGCUUCAACGGCAACGAAAGCUUCCUCCUUUAUUUUAUUUUUAACAUGCAUUGGAAUUUUGAUAUUUUCGAUAAUAUCCUGUAUAUUGAAUAUCAUAUUUGAGGAGGAAGAUCCACAAGUCAAAUUGAAGACUAUAGCUCCGCUCAGUUAUUGGUUAUUAUCGUCAGUAAGAUAUUGUACCCUUCUGAUUCGAGCUAAUGAUAUACGUCGAUGUGUAGAUCGCAUAGAAAUUGAUUGGCGAAUGAUCAAGAAGAUCGAGGAACGCGAAACAAUGCUGAGAUGUGUGAAAACUGGCCGAUUCAUUGUUUGUUUCAGUGCAGCUUUCAUGCAUGGUGGAAUUUUUUCUUUUAACAUUCUCAAAGGAAUUAUACCGGUAAUCGAGAUCAUUGAUAACGUCAGUGUCUCAAUCUAUCGAUUACCUUAUCCGUUUUAUAACAAGAUUUGGGAUACGAAUUUCACUCUAGCUCAUCAAGUUAUUCUUCUGUUACAAUUCGUGGUGACGUUCAUCGUUAAUUCCGUAAGCAUUGGAGCCGUCGCGAUAGCAGCUAUGUUCGUUAUGCACGCUUGCGGUCAGCUCGAUAUUAUGAGAUUAUGGUUGGAAUCUCUUGUCGACGAUGUUAACGAUAAAUACGAUUUGACGCAACGGAGAAUAGGUGUCAUCGUCGUUCAUCAUUUACGCGUUCUCAAUUUUGUAACUUGGAUAGAGAAAACCCUCAGUUUCAUAUGCCUCGUGGAAAUAUUUGGUUCCGUAUUCAAUAUGUGUUUCCUAGGAUAUUAUUGUAUAAAAGUAGGUAAAUUUGUUCAUUGAAUUGAAAAAAUCUUCGAACGAGUACUUACAUAUAUACUUAUUCCAAUUUUUUUUUGUUUGUUUUUGCAUCGGUUUCACUAUCUCUUGCAAUACUUUUACUUUUUAAACAGCAAUUCAGUGAAAACGAAUUUGGAACGACUGCCAUUUACGGUACAAUAUUUAUAUCCGUAGCUUACAACAUUUUCAUAUUUUGUUACAUCGGCGAUAUUCUGUCGGAACAGGUAACCAUUGUACAUAUAAAAAAUUAAGUCUCUUAAAAGGAAAAUAAAUAAGCUUCGCACUGUGCACACUUUAUAAUCCUCGAAAAUUAUAUCACAUAAAUAUACGAUCGACUUUGAAUUUAAUUUAAUAGUGCAGCGUCAUUGGUAUAAAAGCUUACCUGAUUAAUUGGUACAAUCUACCUGGAAAAUCACCCCUUGGUAUAGCUCUAAUAAUUUUAAGAUCCUCUCGAGUAACUACUCUCACUGCUGGAAAAAUGAUUCCGUUAUGUAUGUCCACAUUUAGCAACGUGAGUAAUA
This is a messenger RNA of Vespa crabro (European hornet), 1590 nucleotides long. RefSeq lists its product as uncharacterized. The coding region runs from base 146 to 1072 and encodes 308 amino acids. The transcript is spliced from 2 exons. Gene Ontology annotation, molecular function: olfactory receptor activity; odorant binding. Gene Ontology annotation, biological process: sensory perception of smell; detection of chemical stimulus involved in sensory perception of smell. Lineage: Eukaryota; Metazoa; Arthropoda; Insecta; Hymenoptera; Vespidae. Gene Ontology annotation, cellular component: plasma membrane. The record is from RefSeq and is a predicted model, not a curated record.